This is a messenger RNA of Carica papaya (papaya), 1879 nucleotides long. RefSeq names its product EamA-like transporter family. The record is from RefSeq and is a predicted model, not a curated record. NCBI's taxonomy places the organism in Eukaryota, Viridiplantae, Streptophyta, Magnoliopsida, Brassicales, Caricaceae. Gene Ontology annotation, cellular component: membrane. Gene Ontology annotation, molecular function: transmembrane transporter activity. Gene Ontology annotation, biological process: transmembrane transport.
UAGAUAUUCAACGUGAGGUACCGACUCUCUCGCUCAGCUCUCCGCCUCCGACAACUUUUCCCUCUGGGUCUCUAAGCCUCUUCGGGGAGAAUUUGAAGUCGAAACAAAGACAACUUCUUUUUUUGGGAAGGGCCUGUCGUUGAAAUUAUACGUACGUGUUUCAUGCUGUAUCCGUUAGUCCUCUGUUCGCUUUUGUUCAGUUCUCCAAACUUGUGAUACUUUUUUAGCGCCUGAUCCCUCUGGCACUCUCCUAUACAAGAGAUCUGUUCAUACGGAUGCGUUGGGGAUGACAGAGAUUUUUGAGCAAUUUCGAGAGACUAGUGAAUAGUUCGAUUCUUAUUUGCAUUGAAAGACAUGAGAAGUGAAGUUUGGAGAUGGGUGAUAGGGUUGAUAUACAUUCUAGCUGUUGCAACCAUAUGGGUUGCCGCCAGUUUUGUGGUUCAGUCUGUUGUAAGUGGAGGAGUUUCGCCAUUUCUCAUAACAUACAUUUGUAAUUCAUUGUUUGUGGUUUAUCUUCCCCUUGUAGAGGUUGGCCGUUAUUUUGAAGAUAAAUAUGGAAAUAUAUUGUUUUGGAGAAAAAAAGAGCAUAGCUCUUUGCCUUUGCAAAAAUUGGGGGAAUCUGAGAACGCCAUCCUUCUUGGAGAUUGUAGUGUAGUUGCAAAAUCCAGCAGAUCGGCGCCAUAUGCUGUUGUGGAAGAUGGAACAAACAGUCAGCUUGGAAGAGCAACUAAUUUAGGUCCAGAGGAUGCACUCGAUGGACUUGAAAAUAACUCUCCUGAGAGUAUCAUUCCUGAUCAAGAAGCUAUUGAAGAUGCUGAUAAAGGGUUGGAUGCAAAAGGGCGUUGGACACGCACCAGAGUGGCAAAGGCCAGUCUGAUAAUUUGCCCAUUUUGGUUUUUUGCACAACUAACUUUUAAUUUCUCGUUGAAGUAUACAACAGUCACAUCAAAUACCAUCUUGAGCAGUGCAUCCAGCCUCUUCACUUUUUUGGUAUCUCUAGUAUUCUUGGAUGAGAAGUUCACUUGGGUAAAACUAUUCAGUGUUCUACUUUGCAUGGCGGGGUCCAUAACUGUCAGCUUGGGUGAUUCAGAAUCGGCUCAAAGUGCUGCUGCUUCAAACCCUCUUCUCGGAGACAUUCUUGCUCUUGUCUCAGCUGGACUGUAUGCUACAUAUAUUACACUUAUUCGGAAGAAGCUGCCUGAUGAUGAUGGAAAAAGUGGUCAUGCUAGUAUGGCACAGUUCCUUGGAUUUUUAGGGUUUUUCAAUCUCCUCAUUUUCCUUCCCGUGGCCCUAAUGCUCAACUUCAGUAAGCUAGAGCCUUUUAGUAAGCUAACUUGGGAUCAGUUUGGUCUAGUUGUAGGAAAAGGUUUGUUAGACAAUGUGCUGAGUGAUUAUCUAUGGGCAAAGGCUGUUCUCCUGACAACAACAACAGUAGCAACAGCAGGGCUUACAAUUCAAGUUCCCUUGGCGGCCAUAAUAGAUACAUUGACAGGAAAUGCUCCUCAUCUCAUAGAUUAUGUUGGAGCUCUUGCUGUCAUGGUAGGGUUUGCCGGCAUCAACAUCCCUUCUGAGACUUGGGGUGGCUCAAAAGAAGCCAGGCAUGAAUUUGAAGAAGUUGUUACUUUAACUGAUGAAAAUCAUGCUACUUCACUGACUGGUUAAGACAAAACAGCAAUAUCAUAACAUGUAAGAUUUUCCAAGUUAUUUGGUAUUUUUUCAUGUCUGAGGGAUACAUCAGCAGCGUCUAUACUUAUCUCCGAUCUAGGUUUUUUUUUGUGCUCUUUUCUCUAACUAGUUUUUUCCAUCCAUUAAAAUAAAUACAUGUGAACAGAUAUGACUUCGUGAUGUUUGAGGUAUAACUGUAAUUCUCUUAAAUUUA